AUGUCAGAAACACGAGAAGAAAGAAUCAAGCGGUUCUUUUUGGAUACCGAUCCCAAAACAGCAAAGAAGAACGACAUAGAUGAUUCGACCAAGCGGUUCAAGUACUUGCUUGGACUAACGGAUUUAUUCCGCCACUUCAUCGACAUCAACGCGUCCAAAGACGCCCGGUUCAAGAAGAUGAUCAAGCAGAUCGACUCGCAGGUGUCGUUCCAAGGCAAGAGCACGUCGAGCACCGGCCGAAAGGGUCGAGGUGGAGGCCUGGGUCGUCGACGGAAAACAGAGAAGGAAGAGGACGCAGAGUUGUUGCUUGACGAAGAGCACAUUGACGACGAAGAGACACAACAGACGGUGCUCACUGAGAGUCCCAGCUACAUCAAAGAUGGGAAGCUCCGAGAGUAUCAGAUCCAAGGUUUAAACUGGUUGAUAUCCUUACACGACAACCGACUCAGUGGGAUUCUUGCAGAUGAGAUGGGGUUGGGGAAGACGCUUCAAACCAUCUCGUUCUUGGGGUUUCUCCGGUACAUAAAGAAGAUCGACGGGCCCUUUAUAGUGAUUGUGCCCAAAUCCACGCUUGACAAUUGGCGUCGAGAGUUUGCCAAAUGGACUCCGGACGUGAACACGUUGGUUCUUCAGGGAAACAAGGAGCAACGGACGGAGCUCUUCAACAAUCGGUUCUACACUGCUGAUUUCGACGUGCUCAUCACGUCGUUUGAAAUGGUUAUCAGAGAGAAAUCACACCUAAAGAAGAUCCGUUGGGAGUACAUCAUUGUAGAUGAAGCCCAUAGAAUCAAGAACGAAGAUUCUUCACUUUCGCAGAUCAUUCGGUUAUUCUUUUCCCGGAACCGGUUGCUUAUUACCGGGACGCCGUUGCAAAAUAACUUGCACGAGUUAUGGGCGUUGCUUAAUUUCUUGCUCCCCGAUGUGUUUGGGGACUCUGAGAUGUUUGACGAGUGGUUUGAGAGUCAGAGCGGUGGACCAGCGGAUCAAGACGACGAUAAUGAGGACUCGGACGUACGGAAACAAGAUAAAGUGGUUCAACAGUUACACCAAGUGCUCAGUCCAUUCCUCUUGAGAAGAGUCAAGGCCGACGUGGAACGGUCCUUACUUCCCAAAGUGGAAGUCAACAUCUACACUGGAAUGACAGACAUGCAAAUCGAUUGGUACAAGAAGUUGCUCGAGAAGGACAUCGAUGCCGUUAACGGAGUGGUGGGUAAAAGAGAGGGGAAAACAAGGUUAUUGAAUAUCGUGAUGCAAUUAAGAAAAUGUUGUAAUCAUCCUUAUUUAUUUGAUGGAGCAGAGCCAGGACCCCCGUACACCACCGAUGAACAUUUGGUCUAUAAUUCCGGAAAGAUGAUUAUUUUGGAUAAGAUGCUACGGAAGUUCAAGAAGGAAGGCUCACGGGUCCUUAUAUUCAGCCAAAUGUCCCGAUUAUUGGAUAUACUUGAAGAUUAUUGUUAUUUAAGAGAUUAUGAAUAUUGUCGGAUAGAUGGAUCUACCGAUCAUGAAGAUAGAAUUGAAGCCAUUGAUUCCUAUAAUGCCCCAGAUUCAGAUAAGUUUAUUUUCCUUUUGACCACUCGGGCCGGUGGGUUAGGUAUUAACUUGACCUCGGCUGAUAUAGUUAUCUUAUAUGAUUCUGAUUGGAACCCUCAAGCCGAUUUACAAGCCAUGGAUAGAGCCCAUAGAAUCGGCCAGAAGAAGCAAGUCAAAGUGUACCGGUUUGUUACCGAGAAUGCCAUUGAAGAGAAGGUUUUGGAAAGAGCAGCUCAGAAGUUACGGUUGGACCAAUUGGUUAUCCAACAAGGUAGACAACUGAACACUGGUUCCAAUGCAAUUGGUAACACCAAAGAUGAUUUAUUAGGAAUGAUUCAACAUGGAGCGAAGGAGGUGUUUGAGUCCAAGAAUGCCACUUCCCUAUUGGAUGACGAUAUAGAAAGCAUUUUGAAAAGAGGAGCUGAAAAGACUUCCGAUUUGAAUAACCGGUAUAACAAAUUGGGGUUGGACGAUUUGCAGAACAUAACCUUUGAUUCCUCCACGUACGAAUGGAACGGCCAGAACUUUGCCAAAAAGGAUAAUUCUGCUGCUGGUGGAUUAGGGUUCACCUGGAUUAACCCCAGUAAACGUGAGAGGAAGGAACAAACUUAUUCUGUGGAUAAUUAUUAUAAAGACGUAAUGAAGAACGUUCAGGAGAAGGGAGCUACCAAGCAAGAAAGGCCCAAGGCUCCCAAAGCAUAUAACGUUCAAGAUCAUCAGUUCUUCCCUGAUGAGUUGGUGGACUUGUUAGAGCGAGAACAAUAUGCUCAUAAAAAGGAAGUGGGCUAUAAAUAUUCAGUGUAUGACUUUGGAGGAGAUUCAGAUGAUGAUAAAGUUAGUGACCUGGAGGAAUUGUCUCGAGCUGAACAAAGAGACUUGGAACAACAGAAAGUCAAAGAUGCCAUUCCUCUAACUGAAGAAGAACAGCAACGGAAAGAUCAUUUGUUAACGCAAUGUUUCCAUUCAUGGACUAGAAGAGAUUUCACCAAUUAUAUUCAUGGAGCAGCCAAAUAUGGUCGGACCAAUUAUAAAGAUAUUGCUGAAGCCAUGGCUAAUAAAGAUCAGGACGAAGUCGAACGGUAUCUGAAAGCCUUUUGGCAACAGUAUAAGGAGAUUGAAGGGUAUGAUAAAUAUAUUUCCCAGAUUGAAGCCAGUGAAAAGAAAGCCGCAAAGCUAAUUAACCAACAGAAACUCUUGAAUAUCAAGAUGGAGAAUUUGGAAAACCCAUUAGAAGAUUUAAAGAUUCAAUAUCCUCCUAAUAACGCCAAAAGGGUCUAUUCCAAAUUGGAAGACGGCUUUAUCUUGAACUGUGUACAUAAACUUGGUCUUUUCACAGACAAUUUGGGUGAGAAAAUUAAGGAAGAGAUCUUGGCCAGUGAUUUGUUCAGAUUUGAUUGGUACAUUUGCUCCCGUACUCCUCAAGAAUUAUCAAGAAGAGUUAAUACUUUAUUGCUUGCCAUUACCAGAGAAAUGGAAGGGCCUCUUCAUGGUAAGAGGCGCAAGGGAGAUACUUCCAAUAGCAGUACCCGAGCAGGAACAGUUGAUCCUAUAGAGAAUGGAAAAAAAUAA
This is a messenger RNA of Lizanozyma spartinae, 3099 nucleotides long. RefSeq names its product DNA translocase (gene ISW2). The record is from RefSeq and is a predicted model, not a curated record. Gene Ontology annotation, cellular component: chromatin; nucleus. Gene Ontology annotation, molecular function: DNA binding; ATP-dependent chromatin remodeler activity; histone binding. Gene Ontology annotation, biological process: nucleosome organization; regulation of transcription by RNA polymerase II. The transcript has a single exon. Bases 1 to 3099 code for a protein of 1032 amino acids. Lineage: Eukaryota; Fungi; Ascomycota; Pichiomycetes; Serinales; Debaryomycetaceae.